AUGGAUCUCACCACCCCCACCUCCACCACAUCUACCCCCGAACCCAUCACCGGCAGCUGCCUCUGCGGCGGCAUUCAAUACGAAGUAACCGGCGAACCCAUGAAACGAGUAAUGUGCCACUGCGAAAACUGCCGGAAAUUCACAGGCUCCAGCUUCAUGGCCAACAGCUUUAUGAAAGAAUCUCAACUAACCAUCAAAUCCGGCGAAUCGCUCAUCCAAAGCUUCAAAGACACGAAAGUGGAUUCCGGAAGUACAUUGGAACGACGCUUCUGUCGCGUCUGUGGAUCCCCCGUGUAUGUGACUAGUAGUCGGGCCGAGGGGUUUGUGGUUGUUCCGUCCGGCACGAUGGAUGGGGAGGCGGGCAGGAAGUGGAGGCCUGAGGUGGAGUUUUGGUGUAAGGCUAGGAGGGAGUAUUUGCCUGUGGUGGAGGGGACGCAGAUGUUGGAGACGCAUUAG
Messenger RNA from Aspergillus tubingensis, 456 nucleotides. Its product is annotated as GFA family protein. The record is from RefSeq and is a predicted model, not a curated record. Gene Ontology annotation, molecular function: carbon-sulfur lyase activity. Lineage: Eukaryota; Fungi; Ascomycota; Eurotiomycetes; Eurotiales; Aspergillaceae. The transcript is spliced from 2 exons. Bases 1 to 456 code for a protein of 151 amino acids.